AUGAGCGAGGAUGACACUCAAGGAGAAGAGAAAGAAGAUAUGCUGGAAGAAAACAUGCAUGAAGAACGAAAAGGUUAUGAUAGAAUGGGAAGAAAUAGUGAAGAAUCGAGCAGAGUAUGUAGAUUUUGUAAAAAUCUCAUACACAGCUAAAA
This is a messenger RNA of Cylicostephanus goldi, 152 nucleotides long. The record is from the annotation of a GenBank genome assembly. Lineage: Eukaryota; Metazoa; Nematoda; Chromadorea; Rhabditida; Strongylidae.